UCUAUCCCUCACUCACUCAACAACACUAUUUGUUGCCCUACAUUGCGAUUCCGACUCUGAUUUCGAUUCCGAUUCCGAUUCCGAUUCCGAAGCUACUUUCAUAUCUGAUUACAUAUCGAGAUGGCUCCAGCUGCAGCAGUGGAUGGUUCUGAUAAGAUCAAGCCUAGAGAUGUAUGUAUUGUUGGUGUUGCGCGCACACCACUUGGUGGGUUUCUUGGUUCUCUUUCAACUUUACCGGCCACCAAACUUGGGUCCAUAGCAAUUGAAUGUGCUCUGAAAAGGGCAAAUGUUGAUCCAUCGCUUGUAGAAGAAGUUUAUUUUGGAAAUGUUCUUGGUGCCAAUUUGGGGCAGGGUCCUGCCAGACAAGCAGCAUUAGGUGCAGGAAUCCCUAAUACAGUGGUAUCUACAUCUGUAAACAAAGUUUGCGCAUCAGGGAUGAAAGCAACCAUGUUGGCAGCACAGAGUAUCCAAUUGGGUCAAAAUGAUAUAGUUGUGGCUGGUGGUAUGGAAAGCAUGUCUAAUGUCCCAAAAUAUAUUGCAGAAGCAAGGAAGGGAUCCAAGUUUGGACAUGAUACUCUUGUUGAUGGGAUUCUGAAAGACGGGUUGUGGGAUGUUUUCAAUGAUUUUAAGAUGGGCAACUGUGCUGAAAUAUGUGCAGAUACACAUGGAAUAACAAGAGAACAACAGGAUGACUAUGCCAUUCAAAGCUUUGAGCGUGGUCUCGCUGCCCGAGAUAGUGGUGCCUUUGCAUGGGAAAUUGCUCCUGUUGAAGUUCCUGGCCCAAGAGGAAGACCAUCAACAAUUGUUGACAAAGAUGAUGAUUUGGCAAAGUUUGAUGCUGCAAAAUUGAGGAAGCUGCGUCCAGCUUUCAAGGAGAAUGGCGGCAGUGUUACUGCCGGCAAUUCCUCUGGUAUAAAUGAUGGUGCUGCUGCACUUGUCUUGGUUAGUGGGGAGAAGGCACUUGAGCUUGGAUUGCAUGUGAUUGCAAAGGUUUCCGGAUACGCUGAUGCUGAACAGGCACCUGAGUUAUUUACCACCACCCCAGCCCUUGCUAUCCCGAAGGCUAUUUCAAGAGCUGGAUUGGACGCUUCUCAAAUAGAUUUCUAUGAAAUCAAUGAGGCAUUUGCUGUUGUUGCUCUUGCAAACCAGAAACUGCUUGGUUUGGAUUCAGCAAAGCUGAAUGUACAUGGUGGUGGUGUGUCGUUGGGACAUCCUCUAGGUUGCAGUGGUGCCCGUAUCUUGGUCACUCUUUUGGGGGUUUUGAAGCAGAAAGGCGGCAAAUAYGGAGCAGCAGGUGUGUGCAAUGGAGGUGGAGGUGCGUCGGCGUUUGUCGUAGAACUUGUUUAAUUCUUCUGUCUCUUGGUUUUGAGGUAAGUCUCAACACCAAGUGUGACCAAUUGUUGUCUUUUCCUUGAUUUGUAGUUUGGAAUUGUGGUUAUUCCCAUCAAUAAGCAGCAGAAAUUUAAUGUAUUUAGUAUUUUUAGAUCCUUAGGAUUUUGUUACUAUCCAUCUGCCAUGAGAUUUUUCCCCAUAUCUCCCUCUUUUGCUAUUUAACUGAACUCACAACUUAUUCAGUC
Messenger RNA from Cynara cardunculus var. scolymus (artichoke), 1577 nucleotides. Its product is annotated as acetyl-CoA acetyltransferase, cytosolic 1-like. The transcript has 14 exons. The record is from RefSeq and is a predicted model, not a curated record. Gene Ontology annotation, molecular function: acetyl-CoA C-acetyltransferase activity. Gene Ontology annotation, biological process: fatty acid beta-oxidation. Lineage: Eukaryota; Viridiplantae; Streptophyta; Magnoliopsida; Asterales; Asteraceae. The coding region runs from base 121 to 1347 and encodes 408 amino acids.